AUGUCAAACGCCUUCCUUUGCCUUGUUAUCACAUACCACAUUAUCUGCCCAGCCUGUAAUGCUGCUCCAGCAGGGACUUUAAGUGGGUCUCCAAGGAACAAGUUGCUGCUCAUCUCCUUUGAUGGCUUCCGUUGGGAUUAUGACCGGGAUCUUGAAACCCCCAACCUGGAUAAGAUGGCCAUGGAUGGAGUGAAAGCGAUCUAUGUCACACCACCCUUUCUCACCAUUACUAGCCCUGCUCACUUCUCGCUGCUAACAGGAAAUUUCGUAGAGAAUCACGGGGUAAUCCACAACAUUUGGUUCAACACAACCACUCAGGAGAAGAAGCAGUACCAUGCAGCUCAGUUUGUCGAUUCCUAUUGGGACAAUGGCAGCUUACCCAUCUGGAUAACGGCACAAAGACAGGGUUUAAGAACAGGGUCUCUGCAUUUUCCUGGCACAGCUGCUACCUACAAAGGAGAAACAGUGAAUGUGAAGCAGGUGGAACCUCCUAUCUAUAAUCAUGGAAACGAGACAGAAUGGAGACUAAACAUCGAUAAGGUGAUUGGAGAGUGGUUCCACCAACAGGACCUGGACUUUGUCUCCUUGUACUUUGGAGAACCAGAUUUAGUUGGGCACAAAUAUGGACCUGAUUCCCCUGAAUGCCAGAAAAUGGUCCAGCAAGUGGAUCGUACUGUAGGCUACAUCCGGGACAAGAUCUUUUUUCACGGUUUAACUGACAGACUCAACAUAAUCAUUACUGCUGACCACGGGAUGACUAAAAUCUUACCUGAAGGACAAAUUCAGAGGAUCGUCUUGUCUAAGAUUCCGGGCUUCAGCUUCAAGGAUAUCCAGUUCCAACUUUUAGAUUAUGGGCCUGUUGGAAUGCUGCUUCCAAAAGAAGGGAAGCUGGAGAAAGUCUAUCAAGCUCUGAAGGGAGGACACCCUCACCUCCAUGUGUACAAAAAGGAGGACAUGCCAGAACGACUACACUACAGUUCUCAUCCACGACUUCUUCCCAUCAUCCUCUUGUCUGACCCUGGAUACGUCAUCAGUGGGUUUGCACCAUUGCAAUUCAACAAAGGAGAUCAUGGCUUUGACAACGAAGUCAUGGAUAUGAAAGCCUUUUUCAGGGCGGUGGGGCCCAAUUUUCAGAAAAACCUGAUUGUCGAUCCGUUUGACCUGGUUAACGUGUACCCACUAAUGUGCCAUCUCCUUGGGAUACAACCGGAGCACAAUGAUGGACACUUGGACAAUACCAAACACAUGCUGACUCCCAAGAAAAACACAGGAAGUGACCAUGAAGGUGCAGAGGGCAACACUCAAACGGAGGCGCUGAUAGGACUGAUAUCCGUGACAGGGUUUCUUGUCCUUGUGUUUAUCGUCACCGUCUCCUACAACACGUGCAAAAGGACAAAAGCAUGAGGUGUUAUAGAAGUCCGAUAUAAAUUAUAUUUAGGCAUAAACCUUAUCUGGAAGCCGCAGCACCCGCAUGAAAAACGUGCCUUUCCGGGAGUCAAAGAAAAGGUAUUUGCCGUGAAUCCAUCAAGUGUCUCUCUGCAGUGCAAUGUUUCAGUCUUCCAUAAAGUCAAGUUCAUUCAAAUUAAUAUGAAGGUAUCUAUACCGCAUCUUCUCUCAGGUCUGGAUCUCGUAUUAAACAUUUUGAAACAUUUACAACAGCUACUAUACAUUUUAAAUUAGGACUCUAUAAAAUGACAUGAUUGUUAUUAUCAUACAGGUAAUAUUGUGAAUAAAUGAAC
This is a messenger RNA of Nerophis lumbriciformis (worm pipefish), 1739 nucleotides long. RefSeq names its product ectonucleotide pyrophosphatase/phosphodiesterase family member 7-like. Lineage: Eukaryota; Metazoa; Chordata; Actinopteri; Syngnathiformes; Syngnathidae. The record is from RefSeq and is a predicted model, not a curated record.